AUGAUAUUGGCAUCUGGCAGUGUCGAUAUGUCAAUAUGUUUAUGGUAUGUUAAGACAGAAAAAGAAAUUUAGCCCUCUCAUCAAGAUAUUUUUACAUAAUUUAUACCUUCGCUAUAUUAAGAAAAAUCCCUAACAUUAAAAGGUAUUUAUUUUUUAUUGAUUCAGUCAACCCAUAUAUUCCUAUUCUUGAAAUUGGCAAAAAUCCAUAUUUGCUAGCAAAUGGAGCCUUAAUACAAUAAGGAAAAUUUUUAACUUCAGGGGGAGUAGAUUUAAGAGCCUUUUUAAAAGAUAGAGGGAGUGUUAUUUUGGAAAGUUAAUUGUGA
Messenger RNA from Paramecium sonneborni, 323 nucleotides. The record is from the annotation of a GenBank genome assembly. NCBI's taxonomy places the organism in Eukaryota, Ciliophora, Oligohymenophorea, Peniculida, Parameciidae.